AUGUGUAACUACUUUUUUAUUGUUUGUGGAGUGAGUAAUUUAGAGUGUAAUCAGCCAGAUGAUGUUUGUGGAGUGAGUAAUUUAGAGUGUAAUCAGGCAGAUGUUGAUGAUGUUUGUGGAGUGAGUAAUUUAGAGUGUAAUCAGGCAGAUGAUGUUUGUGGAGUGAGUAAUUUAGAGUGUAAUCAGGCAGAUGAUGUUUGUGGAGUGAGUAAUUUAGAGUGUAAUCAGCCAGAUGAUGUUUGUGGAGUGAGUAAUUUAGAGUGCAAUCAGCCAGAUGAUGUUUGUGGAGUGAGUAAUUUAGAGUGUAAUCAGCCAGAUGAUGUUUGUGGAGUGAGUAAUUUAGAGUGUAAUCAGCCAGAUGAUGUUUGUAGAGUGAGUAAUUUAGAGUGUAAUCAGCCAGAUGAUGUUUGUGGAGUGAGUAAUUUAGAGUGUAAUCAGCCAGAUGAUGUUUGUGGAGUGAGUAAUUUAGAGUGUAAUCAGUCAGAUGAUGUUUGUGGAGUGAGUAAUUUAGAGUGUAAUCAGCCAGAUGAUGUUUGUGGAGUGAGUAAUUUAGAGUGUAAUCAGCCAGAUGAUGUUUGUGGAGUGAGUAAUUUAGAGUGUAAUCAGCCAGAUGAUGUUUGUGGAGUGAGUAAUUUAGAGUGUAAUCAGCCAGAUGAUGUUUGUGGAGUGAGUAAUUUAGAGUGUAAUCAGCCAGAUGUUGUUUGUGGAGUGAGUAAUUUAGAGUGUAAUCAGGCAGAUGUUGGUGAUGUUUGUGGAGUGAGUAAUUUAGAGAGUAAUCAGCCAGAUGAUGUUUGCGGAAUGAAUAAUUUAGAGUGUAAUCAGGCAGAUGUUGGUGAUGUUUGUGGAGUGAGUAAUUUAGAGUGUAAUCAGGCAGAUGAUGUUUGUGGAGUGAGUAAUUUAGAGUGUAAUCAGCCAGAUGAUGUUGUUUGUGGAGUGAGUAAUUUAGAGUGUAAUCAGCCAGAUGAUGUUUGCGGAAUGAAAAUUUAG
Messenger RNA from Ylistrum balloti, 987 nucleotides. RefSeq lists its product as uncharacterized. Bases 1 to 987 code for a protein of 328 amino acids. The record is from RefSeq and is a predicted model, not a curated record. The transcript is spliced from 3 exons. NCBI's taxonomy places the organism in Eukaryota, Metazoa, Mollusca, Bivalvia, Pectinida, Pectinidae.